AUGGCAGACGAACAGGCUGUGGAACUAGACGACCCCGAUCCUGCAUUAGUGGUUGGGAGCGUUGUUGCUGGUUGGGUCAACAAAACUCAGGGAGGCUCUAACGAGACCUUUUUCCAAGAGGUCAAGAAGGAAAUUGGGAGCGGAGAUCCUAAGCAGAUUGUGGAAGGGAUUAAAAAGCUGUUCCCGGAAAUGCAGGCUUUCACUAACCCCGUCGACGAAUCUCAAGGCAGCGAGCAUGUCUCCCGACGAGACGUCUUCGGCUGGCUUGACAAGGCCGUCAAAGACAGCUUCAAGUGGGUCGAGCAGGCAGGGAAAGACGUCGGCAAGUACUACACGGACGCUGCGGAGAAAAUCGGGCGCGGGGAUGCCGGGGGAAUCGCGGACGGGCUCACAGACCUGUUUCCGGGCACGGCAUUGAUUAAGGGCAUCGGCAAGAACCUCAAAAGCCAGUGCAGGCGGGGAGUGCGCGCGCGCGUGCUCGAAAGCAAGGGCCCAUCUUGCUCUGAAAUCAUUCUGGCCAAGCUCGCGGUAAGCGGCCCCCGAGUAUUCUGA
This is a messenger RNA of Hirsutella rhossiliensis, 552 nucleotides long. RefSeq lists its product as uncharacterized. The coding region runs from base 1 to 552 and encodes 183 amino acids. The transcript has a single exon. The record is from RefSeq and is a predicted model, not a curated record. NCBI's taxonomy places the organism in Eukaryota, Fungi, Ascomycota, Sordariomycetes, Hypocreales, Ophiocordycipitaceae.